AUGUAUGCUCUGUUAGAAGAAAUAUAUGGUGAUGAUGAAGGUGAGGAUGAGGUUGAUGUUGAAAGACAGUUAGUGAGAACAAACCGAGGAGAAGGUUGGCGCCGUGUGCAACAGUUGAUGUUUGAAUCUGAGGUGCAGUGCUUUGAGAUUCUGCGAAUGAAUCAGUCCACAUUCAAGAGUUUAUGCAAGACGCUUAGCGAGAAGUAUAAACUAGAGGAAUCUUCGAACGUUUAUCUUGAAGAGAGUGUUGCAAUGUUCAUAGAGAUGGCUGCACAAGAUCUUACUAUAAGGGCACUAGCUGAGAGAUAUCAACAUUCAGUUGACACAGUGAAAAGGAAGCUAGAUGAUGUUUUGAGUGCUGUUUUGAAACUCGCAAAACACAUAGUGAAGCCUAAAAGAGAUGAGUUCACCAAUGCUAGUCCUUUUCUGCUUGGUAAUGAAAGGUAUUGGCCUUAUUUUAGAGAUUGCAUAGGAGCUCUUGAUGGUACUCAUGUGUCAGUUCGUCCUUCAGCAGAGGAUGCAGAUCGGUUUAGAGGAAGAAAGGGAGAACCAACCAUGAACAUACUAGCUCUAUGCAACUUCAACAUGAGAUUCAUCUAUAGCUAUGUAGGAGUUCCAGGAAGAGCGCAUGACACUAAGGUAUUGACACACUGUGCUACAAAAGAAGCUUCUUUUCCUCAUCCUCCUCCAGGAAAAUACUAUUUAGUGGACUCUGGGUAUCCAACAAGAAGUGGGUAUUUAGGACCUCAUCGCAAGACAAGGUACCAUCUGGAUCUAUUCAACAGAGGAGGACCUCCUACGAACAGCAGAGAACUGUUUAACCGCAAGCAUUCUAGUUUGCGCUCAGUUAUUGAGAGAACCUUUGGGGUUUGGAAGGCUAAAUGGAGGAUUCUGGAUCGAAAACACCCUAAAUAUGAGCUGAAGAAAUGGAUCAAGAUUGUCUCAGCAACAAUGGCGCUUCACAACUUUAUUCGGGACUCAAAUAUGGAGGAUUCUGAUUUUACUCAUUGGGAAAUGGUGGAAGGAUAUGAAGAGCAUGGUGAUCAAAAUCAUGCUCAUGUUCCUUACAUACCAGCUGGUGAUCGUGUGAUGGAGGCUGUGCGUGAUAGAAUCACCACAGAGAUGGCGCAGGGAACUAGACUUCCAUACUAA
Molecule: messenger RNA, 1152 nt
Organism: Microthlaspi erraticum
Lineage: Eukaryota; Viridiplantae; Streptophyta; Magnoliopsida; Brassicales; Brassicaceae
Source: the annotation of a GenBank genome assembly